Molecule: messenger RNA, 351 nt
Organism: Chenopodium quinoa (quinoa)
Lineage: Eukaryota; Viridiplantae; Streptophyta; Magnoliopsida; Caryophyllales; Amaranthaceae
Exons: 1
Coding region: 1-351 (116 amino acids)
Source: RefSeq, a predicted model, not a curated record
AUGGUAGAAGUUCUAGAAGAGAGGAGCAUCGCUGGAAAUAAACAGGUGAACUGCAGCACUCAGCAACAAGCAUGGUUCUCGGACAUACUAUCAUACAAGAUGCAUGGCGUACUGCUAGAUGACGCAGUAAAAGCCAAGAAGGUCAACAGAGAUGCCAACUGGUACGUAGUGAUGAAUGGAGAGCUAAACAAGAAAGGGUUCUCUAAGCCUCUCUUGAGAUGCAUUCCAGAGUUGGAGCAGGAAGGAAUCAUGGAGGAGGCACACUCAGGAAUUUGCGCAAAUCACAUUGGUGGAAAAGCUCUAGGAGUUGAAGUACUUCGAAGAGGAGUAUACUGGCCAACAUUGACAUAG